Molecule: messenger RNA, 4119 nt
Organism: Uloborus diversus
Lineage: Eukaryota; Metazoa; Arthropoda; Arachnida; Araneae; Uloboridae
Product: beta-galactosidase-1-like protein 2
Exons: 2
Coding region: 1811-3799 (662 amino acids)
Biological process (GO): carbohydrate metabolic process
Cellular component (GO): vacuole
Molecular function (GO): beta-galactosidase activity
Source: RefSeq, a predicted model, not a curated record
GAGAAUGUGAUUAUUUAGAGAGUAAACUGCUAUUUUUUGAUUGACUAUUUUUUUACUACACAUUCAUUUUUUGUAUUUUUAAGAAAAAUAUGCUUAAAAACUAAAAGUUUCUAUUUGUGGCAAUUUAGUUAACUAUGUUAUUGUCCUACCGUCAUAAGAAAAGCCCCCGCCGAAAUGUCUUGGCCUGUCUGUUGCUAUAACAACGAGGCAUGUCUCAUUUUCCCAAGGGAAGCUUAAUGUUGGAAAAACCCGAACAACAGCACAAAGGCCAGAGGAGGAGUGGUGAAACUGCACUCUCCUUGCAGAAAAUUAAGGAAGUCCAUUUCUAUGGCAGUAGACGGGCCCGGACUUAAACGGCACCGCGGGAGCUUUUCUCGUGAAAGACAGGCAGUAUAUUAAUGGAAUUGUAAAUAAAUAUUUUUAUUCAGACUAUGUAUGACAGUUGAGGGAUGUUUAGCUUUGCUUGUAGUACUAUAAUAGUUAGCUAAAAUUAAUUUAUGGAUUUUAAUUUAUGGAAAAUGAAGCUAUGGUAGCUUUUUUUUUCAUGUACUGAAAAAGAGCUUUUUAUGUAGCUAAAAAAUGUAUGUCUUUGUUAAAAAAGCAAUAUACAUGAAUUGCAUAUUAGAUCAAUUGGCAAAAUAAAAAUGGAUUCUACAUUUUUUUAAAAUACUUUUUUGUCAAAUCUAUAUUUAGGCGUGCAUAGUUAUGCAAUGCAUUAAGGGGGGAAUGCGUUCAAAUGUUGCUGUCUAAAAACUUUACUUUAAUGAACUCAAGAAUGGGAGAACAAAUAAAAAUACCAGGAUUCUAAAGCAUUGGGAAUAAUUUUAUUGUUAGCAAUGCAAUGCAAACAAUAUUUCAGAAGAGCAUAUAUAUAUGUGCUCAAAACAGGUAAUACCUCAGCCUAGCAAGGCAUAUAUGUAUACCCCCUUGACAAUUAAGGGGUUCAAAUAUUCAUUCAUACUUAAGAGAUUAAUGUUUAAAUUGUUCAAAAGAAAUUUCUAGUUCUUUAAUUUUUUAUGGAUCAUGUUUGUCCUAAACAGUUUUGAUACCAUCAAGCGGCUGAUUCAAUAAAGCGGCUAAUUCAACAAAGCGGCUAAUUGAAUAAAGUGGCCAAUUGAUUAAAGCGGCUAAUUCAAUUUUCUGUUUCUGACAAUUUGAUUCAGUAAAGAGAUUGAUUCAAUUAACCACCCUCUACUGUAUCAGUAACUGCUAUAUAAAACGAAAAGAAAUAGGUUUUCACACAAAAUUUUUGAAUCUCCCGUGAGCAGGAGUCUUGCUUGCCGAGACUAGUUUUAUGGAGGGGAUCUGAGAAAUUAGGCUCUAAUCUCACCCUGAAUUUUAUCCCUACAUACAUGUGUAUAAAAAAAAAUUACUAAAUGAGUUUCUCAAUCAUGAUUAUUUUUGAUAAAAUUUAAAAAUUCAUUAGUCUUGAUAACAUUAAUGUGUGUUAUAUUAUAUACAAUUUUAUUGUGUAACCAGGGGGCCCACCUCCUAAGAGCAAGGGGGCACCCCCCUAAAUAUUGCCAAGACCCCCAAAUGAGAAAAAUAUCCGUCAAAACACCCCCCUAAAAAUUUCAGUGGCGCAAUCUGCACCAUGACCCCCCCCCCCCAGGUGGACACCUCUGGUGUUGCAAAUCAAUAGAAAAAUUGACUUUUUUGUUAUCUACAAAUUAUUGGCCAAAAAUGUUAUUGAUAUUAAUUAUAUUUUUCAUAUUUUAUGCAUCUAAUUUCAGUACUUUUUUCUUCAGACAAAUGGCAAAAAUGAGAAAAAGGCAGAAAGCUCAAAGCCGUGAACAUGCUUGUAUGACAGAUGUUGUUGGAGAACUUCUGUUUAAAAUCCUCUAAAUCUAGUGUAUCAAAUACUUGGAAGAAUAUGAAUUCAGUUCAGUGGGAAGAAGAGGAGACUGAAUGUCCUACUUUAUAUCAAUUUUAUACUACUGGAGGGAUCAAAUAUGGUUUAGAAGCAACAGGUGACGAGUUUAAACUAAAUAACAAACUCUUUAAAAUAUUCAGCGGUUCUUUACAUUACUUCCGCAUACUUCCUGAACGCUGGUCUACAAGCAUCAGAUUAAUGAGGCAAUGCAAUCUCAAUACUGUUUGUACUUAUGUACCAUGGAAUCUUCAUGAAGUCUCUCCUGGAAACUAUGAUUUCAAAGGUUUAUUGGAUUUAAAAUCUUUUAUAGAGAAGGUACAGAGAGAGGACAUGUUUCUUAUCUUGAGGCCUGGUCCGUAUAUUUGUGCCGAGGUGGAUUUAGGCGGCUUACCGAGCUGGCUUUUAAAAGACGACAUUAAACUGCGUUCUAAUGACAAAAAAUUCAUCUCUGCUGUUUCAUGUUAUUUCAAGGAACUGUUACAGAUUGUAAGCAAAUACCAAUUUAGCGUCACAGGAGGACCUAUUAUUGCAGUUCAAGUGGAAAAUGAGUUUGCCUCAUAUGGAAAUACACAGCAGAACAUAGAUGACCUUCAGUAUAUGACUUUUCUUAAGGAUUUAUUAAUUGAAUCAGGAAUUAAAGAGCUAUUGUUUACCUGUGAUAUGCCAUCCCUAGGUUUACUUCCAGGGUCUAUUGAAGGUACUCUCAUGACAGCCAAUUUUCAGACCGAUGUUGAUAAAGAAUUAAGUAUACUCAAGCAGCAUCAACCUGAUAAACCUUUGAUGGUAACCGAGUUCUGGUCAGGAUGGUUCGAUCAUUGGAACGAAAAGCAUGAAGAAAUCCCACUAGACACUUAUAUAAGUUCCUUAAAAGCAAUUUUAAAGAAUAAUGCGUCAUUUAAUAUUUAUGUUUUCCAAGGUGGAACUAACUUUGGAUUCAUAAAUGGAGCAAAUAUAGGAUUUCCAUUACCAGACAGCCCAUAUACAUGUACUAUAACUAGUUAUGAUUAUGGAGCUCCUUUAACUGAAGAUGGCAGAUGCACUGAAAAGUAUUUUGCUACUUUCAUGUUAUUGAAAGAAAUUGAACUUGGUUAUAACCGUCCUAAAAGCUUACCAUUUUCCGAUGUUUCUCAUAUAAAUAUGAAUGACAACUAUUUGAAUGUUAAUAACAUUGCAGUCUCUAAGUUUCUUCCUCUGGACAAGCUAUUAUCGACUGUAAAAGAGUACAAAAAAGCCAAACCACUUUUGAUGGAAAUGCUGGAUGAAGUCUAUGGACAACAAUUCGGGUUCAUAUAUUAUCAAACUAAACUUAAACAAGAAGGAAGAUUGAAAUUCACUGCUGGACAUGGCACUAGAACUAUAGUUCUAGUAAACAAAACUCCCAUUGCAGUUGUAAUGGGAAGCGACCGUUGUCACGAGACGCAGAUAGAUUCUUCUUUACUUUGCAAAACUGAAAAUACACUUGGUUUAUUAGUUGAAAACUUGGGUAGAAUUAAUUUUACAAAUAAAAAUGUAAUAUUAAAUAACGAACGAAGGGGAAUCGGUGAAAACAUAACAAUCAAUGGCGAGCAACUAUUGAAAUGGUCUAUGUAUUCUUUAGAUUUUAGCUCAAAAUUCAUGCAUGACAUUAUGCUUUUAGAUUGGAGUGCAAUUGAAGACAAAAGUGAGGGCACUAUUGCUCUUUAUAGGGCUAGCUUAAAUUUAGACACCGUAAAAGAUACUUUUAUCACUUCAAAUUCAUGGACAAAAGGAAUCGUAAUAGUAAAUAGUUUUAAUAUUGGUCGUUAUUGGAAAGUUGGACCCCAACAAACUUUAUUUUUGCCAAAAGAGCUUUUGAAACAAGGUUUGAAUGAAAUAUUGGCUUUUGAAUUACACGGUAAAAUUGAACAUUUUGAAUUCAAACACUAUCCAGUUCUGAACUCUAAUUAACAAAUGCCGAUUGCAUCGCAACAGAUUAUUUUAUUGAUACUUCUUUCAGAGCAUAAUUGUCAAAGUUUUUCUUUUAAUGUGAGAUUUAAUUUUUUAAAAAUUAAUUAGAAAACUGAACAUUGAAAAAAAAGUGAUUUUGAUAGCUUAAAAUAAUUUUAAAAUCACUAGAUGAAGCGAAAAGCUUUAGUGUACUGCUUAGGUCCAAUAAUUAAGCUGAACUAUUCAGGAGUGUGCAUACAUACAUCGAAUCACUUUGUUACAUGAUGAAGUUAGGGUUGUGAAAGACCUCAUGUCAAGAUCCAGUUUUGUUUUGUCAGUGC